ACCCUUUCUCCGUAUGCCCGCCACCCCACGAGCGCUCGGGCUAGUUUGCCAGGCAGCACCAUCCCCGAUCCUCGCAAGGAGUACUCAGCAUCCCCAGCGCUUGCGAGAAUCCUGUUCCACUGCCGCCAUGUGCCCGCUCCAGAAUUCGUUUUCGCUGUUUUUUUGACUUUGCAUUUUCCCCAGGUUCAAGAGCCGACUCUCACCGCCUUUCACGCGCCCCUUCACUUCCGCAAACCGCGACCUCAGAUAACACACACCGCCAUCAUGGGUCUUACAUUCUCAAAGUUGUUCGACAAGCUGUGGGGAAAGAAGGAGAUGCGUAUCCUUAUGGUUGGUUUGGACGCUGCCGGAAAGACCACGAUUCUGUACAAGCUCAAGCUUGGUGAAAUCGUUACCACCAUCCCCACCAUCGGAUUCAACGUCGAGACCGUCGAGUACAAGAACAUCCAGUUCACUGUGUGGGAUGUCGGAGGUCAGGACAAGAUCCGACCUCUGUGGAGGCAUUACUUCCAGAACACCCAGGGUAUCAUCUUCGUCGUCGACUCCAACGAUCGUGACCGUGUCGUUGAGGCGCGCGAGGAGUUGCAGCGCAUGUUGAACGAGGACGAGCUGAGGGAUGCCAACUUGUUGGUGUUCGCCAACAAGCAGGAUUUGCCCAACGCCAUGAACGCUGCCGAGAUCACUGAUAAGCUCGGUCUUCACUCGCUCCGCCAGCGUGCCUGGUACAUCCAGUCCACCUGCGCCACGAGCGGUGAUGGUUUGUACGAGGGCCUCGAAUGGCUGAGCAACACGCUCCGCAAGGCCGGCCACGCUUAG
Periconia digitata is the source of this 816-nucleotide messenger RNA. The record is from the annotation of a GenBank genome assembly. Lineage: Eukaryota; Fungi; Ascomycota; Dothideomycetes; Pleosporales; Periconiaceae.